Messenger RNA from Daphnia magna, 1538 nucleotides. RefSeq lists its product as uncharacterized. Bases 72 to 1538 code for a protein of 488 amino acids. The transcript is spliced from 3 exons. NCBI's taxonomy places the organism in Eukaryota, Metazoa, Arthropoda, Branchiopoda, Diplostraca, Daphniidae. The record is from RefSeq and is a predicted model, not a curated record.
AUAAUCAUACAAUCUAUCUUACUGACAAUGUGCCACAUGAAGUUGAACCACAGCAUGAAGAUGAUGAUAACAUGACUCUUUGUGAAGAUAUAGAACAACAACAUGUCCAGGCUGCUUACAUGGAAGCUGAUUCUGGGUAUAAUCAUACAAUCUAUCUUACUGACAAUGUGCCACAUGAAGUUGAACCACAGCAUGAAGAUGAUGAUAACAUGACUCUUUGUGAAGAUGUACAUAUUCCCUCACAUCCACUAGGAGACAGUGAUCACAAUGAUGAUCACGUUACUAUCAAUCAAAAUAAUUCAGGACGAAAUAACAGCACCAUAGUAAAGUGUACUAUACAGAAAAUUGAGAACUUCACUGUUUGUAAGAAAACUAAAGUACGUAACAAGAAACAUCAGGUUUCGACAGCUGAUUUAGGUGUUAGCUGUGGAACGAGUCCCUUUAAAAUAGCGAUUAAAAAUCAAGCUUGUAGCCCUUUAAAGUGGAACGUAACCGAUGUCAAAUCUUUGACAAAUUCCACAGCUAAGAGAAAGCCGGUGUUUACAUUCGACACAAUAUCAUUACAUUCGUCAGUAGAUACAGAUUCUUCUUAUGAUUUUUCCAGUGAUGAUUCCAUUGUAAGGCAUAGUGAUCAAAGUGACCUCUCCUCUGAUUUUAAACACAAAAGCUUGCUACGCUGCAGGGAGUUGAUGUCGUUAUAUCCCAGAAUGUACUUAGGUGUUGACAAAGAAUGGAUUUCCAUUCUUUCACUGAUUUCCAAUAAGAUUAAUGUACGCAAAAGCUCCAAUCUUACCCCCACUGAUGUAAUUUAUUUGCUGUUUCGUAAGAUGAGGUUAAACGAAUCGUUCAGUAUUUUGGGACACGAGUUCGGUAUAAGCUCAAAAAAUGUGGGUAUUUUUUUUAGAAUGAAUUUAGAGUUUGUUGCUGAUCACUUUAAGGAACUCAUUGUUUGGCCUUCAAUUGAUACCGUAAAAAAGAACAUGCCUGUUUCCUUUAGAAAAAAUUAUGCUGGUGUUAGCUGCAUAAUAGAUUGUCUAGAAAUAGAAAUCGAAAAACCGUCUAAUCCUGUGCAUCAAGCUCUUACGUGGUCACAGUACAAGAAAUGUAACACUCUAAAAUAUUUACUGGCUGUUACACCAGAUGGAUUAAUCUCUUUCAUUUCUAUUGGAUUUGGUGGUAGAGCUACCGAUGAAAUGGUAGUAUCUAACUCUGGUUUUUUAGACCUUCUUGUUCCUGGAACAUUUGUUAUGGCUGACCGAGGAUUUAAAAAAAUUGAGCCUUAUGUGUUGCAACGUAAAUGCAAGUUUGUACGGCCCCCCAGUGUCUCAGAAGGAGUUGCCCUCUCCAAAGAACAAGUUGUAGAGUCAAGAAAAAUUGCUGGCCUAAGAAUUCAUGUUGAGCGGGCAAUAAGUAGGAUUCGUGAAUUUAGUUUUCUAGCUCCACAUGUUCGCUUGGAUAGUAAUAUGAUUAAGUAUUGCGAUUCUGUAAUGUAUUGCGUGUGUGGUUUGUUGAAUGUUCGUGGGCCCCUAAUAAAAUAA